AUGAAGCUGUUAUCACGUAGCUAUGUGUGGUGGCCCGGUAUAGAACAAGGUAUUGAAGAAACAGUGUCUUCUUGUUAUAUUUGUCAGUGUACGAGGAAUGCAGCUCCAAAAGUCCCUCUCCAACAGUGGCCCCGUGUGUAUGGCAGAUGGCAACGGGUGCACAUAGAUUUCGCUGAAGAUACUAAUUCUAGGCAACAAAUGUUAGUACUAGUAGACAGUUUUUCCAAGUGGAUCGAGGUGUUUGUUAUGAAAUCUACUAGUUCUCUCAAGACCAUUGAGCGUCUCCGUUCACUUUUUGCAUCGUAUGGGCUUCCGGACACUCUAGUAUCUGAUAAUGGCCCUUCUUUUACAAGUUUUGAGUUCAAAGAAUUCUUAAAGAAGAAUGGAUUAAGGUUUGUCUUAUCACCUCCUUAUCAUCCUGCGUCAAAUGGUGCGGCCGAGCGGUGCGUUCAAGAAGUGAAGAAGAACCUGUUGAGACAGGUGUUGAGUGAAGGUGGUACUGGUUCUCUGACUUUGCAACAUAAACUUGAUAACUUCCUAAUGACAUACAGAAAUACACCUAACACUGUAACAGGACUUACCCCGGCAGAAUUGUUUCUCAACUGGAAACCUAAAACUAGGCUUGCACUUCUCAAACCUAACCUCAACGCUCGUAUUGACACGAACCUGGACAGACAGAAGGAGAGUUCGGAUAGGCAUAGGGGAAGGGCAAGGUCCUUUGAAGUUGGAGAGAAAGUGUUCGUCAAAACUGUCAGGCAGGAGAAAAUUGAUUGGGUACCUGGAAAAGUUCUGGAAGUAAAAAGUUCUGUAAUAUAUCUUGUUAGUGUAUUGGGAAAAGUUAGGCGUUGCCAUGCUGACCACCUCAGGUCUAGAGUGAACAUGGAAGAGGAGGGGAUAGCAGUGCCAAGUUGUGAGCCAAGGUCUCCCAUGAAACCAGUACUUCCUGAGCGAGGAGAAACUUCAGAGGACAAGGAGAGGCAGCAAGUUUCGCCCAGGCGGCAAUCUCCAUUGAAGGACUCUGAGACUGCAGCGGUCCAGCCAAGACAUGAAGACUCACCUGCGGUAGUGCAGUGCAGCCCGCCCAAUCUUAGAAGGUCAAAAAGGACAAUUCAAAAGCCUGAAAAGCUAGACCUUUAA
Messenger RNA from Macrosteles quadrilineatus (aster leafhopper), 1137 nucleotides. RefSeq lists its product as uncharacterized. Gene Ontology annotation, molecular function: nucleic acid binding. Gene Ontology annotation, biological process: DNA integration. Bases 1 to 1137 code for a protein of 378 amino acids. The transcript has a single exon. The record is from RefSeq and is a predicted model, not a curated record. Lineage: Eukaryota; Metazoa; Arthropoda; Insecta; Hemiptera; Cicadellidae.